This is a messenger RNA of Pyrus x bretschneideri (Chinese white pear), 443 nucleotides long. RefSeq names its product phytosulfokines. Bases 70 to 324 code for a protein of 84 amino acids. The record is from RefSeq and is a predicted model, not a curated record. NCBI's taxonomy places the organism in Eukaryota, Viridiplantae, Streptophyta, Magnoliopsida, Rosales, Rosaceae. The transcript has 2 exons. Gene Ontology annotation, biological process: cell population proliferation. Gene Ontology annotation, molecular function: growth factor activity. Gene Ontology annotation, cellular component: extracellular region.
UCUCACUUCCCUUCACACUUUGUAUUCCCCUUCUCCACAGAAACUCAAAACAAAAAAGAAGAAAAAAAAAUGGCUAAAUAUAUUAUCACCUUCUUCACCAUAGCUCUGCUCCUCAGUUUUCAACUCACAGCCUUCGCUGCUCGUCCAGUCCCUGCUGCUUUCACCAACAACGCUCUCAAAACCCAACACCAAGACAUAGACGCGGAGAUCGUUGCAGCGGAGGAAGGCGGGAGCUGCGAAGGUGUAGAGGAGGAGGAGUGCCUGAUGAGGAGGACAUUGGCGGCUCAUGUGGAUUACAUAUAUACACAGAAGCACAAGCCUUGAACUCGUGCAGCCAAUUAAAAUUCUCUCUCUUUGUUUCUUCUUUUUAAAAAGCCAUGCAAUAAUAAAGCAUCCAUAUGUUAUACUAAAUAAUAUCAUACAAGCUUAUUUGGUCAACUCAA